Suillus discolor is the source of this 2237-nucleotide messenger RNA. RefSeq lists its product as uncharacterized. The transcript is spliced from 5 exons. Lineage: Eukaryota; Fungi; Basidiomycota; Agaricomycetes; Boletales; Suillaceae. Bases 21 to 1931 code for a protein of 636 amino acids. The record is from RefSeq and is a predicted model, not a curated record.
AAAUUUUCCUUGAUGCCAGCAUGGAAUUCAAGAUCAAACCUCUCCACAAUACAACGGAGCAUAGAACCACUCGGCACGGUGAAAGCCAGCUCACCCGGAUAAUCGACGACUCCAAGGAUGUACCACAUAUGUCGGCAAUGGGAGGUCGUGAUCUAAGCGAACCAUUGAAAACGGCUGCUGAGGAGGUCGCCAGUGUUGUUGCCUCAGAAGUCCUUACACCGCUCUUGGACAAGAUCAACAUUUUCAUUCAGCUUGCUGGCAAGUUCGCUGAGGCCCAUCCUUACACCAAAAUGGCGUUCAUGGUUCUCACUGCAGUAUAUCAGUUGGUGGAUGCACAAUUUGCCCGAGACCGAAAUAUUCGUCAGCUCGUUACUAUUAUGCACGAAACCUACAGCCUUGUCUCUGGCGUAGAAGAACUGAAAAGGAUGGAAUCGCAAGUAAAGACCAUCAACUCCCUCGCUCGCCAGACGAUCGAGUGCUCGUACUUUAUUCGUGACUAUCUGCAGAGCAGGAGUGGGUGGAAACAGAGCUUUUCGAACGCGUUGUCCGACAUCGAUAAUAAAAUUCAAAUGUACGAAGCAACGUUCAAAGAACUCAGGAAUGCCAUACAACAGCAGGCCACGAUUAAUACGCAACUCUUUGUCCUUCGUGUUUAUGAUGUAUUGCUUGACCAUGCCGCGAAAGCAGACCUUGACGCCCUGCAUUAUGCUAUUGGCGCUUCGAUUGAAUCACAGAAGAUCGGAGAUGUGUCCUCACAGACCGAUAUCCUGGAGUCGAUAACUUCAUGGGUCAAUCAAGACGUUGGACAGCAGAUCUACCUCUUGCUAGGUCCAAAGGGGUCUGGAAAAUCCACUAUCGCAUAUACCAUUGCACGCCAAUUCGACGCAAUUGUGCGUCUCGGUUCGUCGUACUUUUUUUCGCGCGCUUUCCAGGACAAGCGAAACGCUACGAAUUUGUUUAGCACGAUUGCACGGGACCUUGCUGAUCACGACCUUCAAUAUAUGAAGGCUCUCUGGGACACCGUGAAAGACAAGCGCGCGUUACGUGAAACGAUCGACCCACUUACUCAGUUCGAUCGCUUUAUCCUUAGUCCUGCGAGUCAAAUGACAUAUAUCGGCCCUGUGCUAGUGGUCAUCGACGGGUUGGAAUACAGCGGCGGCGAGUCAGAUCGCAGGGACCUCCUGACUGCGCUCGCAGUGAAAGGAGCAGAGCUCCCCCGUAAUUUCAAGUUACUGGUCACCUGCCGCCCAGAGCAGGACGUUUGCGCUGCUUUCAAAGGAAAAUCUCAUGUUAUACAGAAGUAUUUGAAACAUCGCGCCGACUCACUCAUUAUUCCGCCAUCAACAUUGGGGCAAAACCAGACAAGCAGGUCUAGGUCUCGCCCUCCCACCCCUCCUCUAUCUAUCCCCGAUUUUGCGCAAUACAACCCUUCACCUCUGGCUGACUCGUCGAUGACCGGCACAAGUGACUCCACUCCGAUAUCGGAUGUCUCGAGUUCAGACUCAGCAGUCUCCACUGUGUUUGACCCCUGGGAUGACGGCUGUGAUUCUACCGAGUCCCCUCCUUCCAGUACCAGAUCCGUUUAUGAGGAGCCACAGCCUUCAAAAAAGAAGGCCCUUGUACAAGUUACACGCAGGAGUGAAGAGUUCAUCACUGUAGAGCAGAUCUCCGCGACAGGCGGCCGUACCAUUAGAGGAACCAAUUUGAAGAAGCACGAUAACUGGAUCGUCGAGCAGCAUGAUCAUUCUCAAAGUGGUCUGCUACUUAAAGAACUAGGAUUCGUCAUAUCAGCAGAGCCGACGAAUGAUUUGGCGCCGAUACUUGGAUCAUGCAGUAGUCGUCUCCCCAAACGACCUCGCCAGAAGCAGGUCCGAGCAAAGACUCUUGUCCGUCAUUCCACGAGUGUGGAUGGGGCGGAGAUACCGGGUUAGGAUGAUGAUCUCGCAUGUCGGUGAUAUCACCUUGUCACAUCUGCCUGCAGUGCUAUGUAUUAUAGAAAUGUAAUAUGGUCGUCACUCCACUAACCUCGACGACAGAUACUAUGCUAUGCGAUCCCUACGUGCAAUGAUCAAACGACUGUUACUGCGCAAUGUUCUAGUCUUGGCCCUCCACUACAUCUGUUGUAUGUACUCCUACAUCCGAACCGUCAAUAUUUACAAUCUGCAUUACCUCCGCAUCCAACUUAUACCAUAACAUCUUUCGGGUUCGCCGCCACAUUCGCGGUUGCGCAAUGGUAU